Torulaspora delbrueckii is the source of this 2496-nucleotide messenger RNA. It is a transcript of the gene TAF5, whose product is annotated as chromatin modification protein. The transcript has a single exon. The record is from RefSeq and is a predicted model, not a curated record. Gene Ontology annotation, biological process: transcription initiation at RNA polymerase II promoter. Gene Ontology annotation, molecular function: protein binding; RNA polymerase II general transcription initiation factor activity. Bases 1 to 2496 code for a protein of 831 amino acids. Gene Ontology annotation, cellular component: transcription factor TFIID complex. NCBI's taxonomy places the organism in Eukaryota, Fungi, Ascomycota, Saccharomycetes, Saccharomycetales, Saccharomycetaceae.
AUGGCUCAAAACAAUACAAGGCAACCCCAGCAGCAGUCUUCGCCUUCUUCUUCUGCGUCCCAGACGCCUUCUUCUUCAGGUGCUGGACAGUCUGCAAGAACAAAUGCCAAUGCGCCGCCAUCGUCCCAAGGCCAAGGUGCAAGGCCUAGCGGGCCCUUCUCUGCAUCUGAUUUGAAUCGGAUUGUCCUUGAAUACCUCAAUAAGAAGGGCUACCAUCGUACAGAAGCCAUGUUGAGGGCUGAGAGCGGACGUACGUUGACUCCACAGAAUAAGCAGUCGCCUGCUAACACUAAGACAGGGAAGUUACCGGAUCCAAGCACGAUGCCACCAAAUGCUGAUAAAAAUGCAAGGCCAGUAAGCAAUCCUGUCUCUUUACCUACCAAGAGGGAUGUUGACGAUCAAUCUGUGGUCUCUAGUGAGCAGCUGAGGGAAACCACUUCUCCAGAAAAUUACAUCAGAGCAUAUUCGAUGUUGAGAAAUUGGACAGACUCUUCACUCGAAUUCUACAAGCCAGAGCUUCUCUAUAUCAUCUACCCUAUUUUCAUCUAUCUCUUCUUGAGUUUGGUACCAAAGAGCCCGGUUCACGCUCGAAGAUUUUUUGACAGGUUUUCACCGGAUUUCAGGAUUAGCCACGGUUCAGAAAUUAAUAGGCUAUUCAGUGUUAAUUCAACUGAUCAUAUUAAGGAAAAUGAAGUGGCGAAUGCUUUCCAAACUAAUCGGUAUCGAGUCACUAUAUCCAGAACAACAUUGAAUCUGUUACUAUAUUUCUUAAACGAAAAUGAGAGUGUUGGCGGUUCGUUGAUAAUUAGUAUAAUCAACCAACACUUGGAGCCAAAUAUUGUUGAAACUGUCACUUCUAAGGAAACUCUGGCGGACGGUAUAAAACUUAUAGAUUCAGAAAAUGGUAAAUCAAAUGGAGGAUCUGAGAUUAACUCCACACCGGUCAAGCUUGGACCUUUUCCCAAAGAGGAGGAGUUCACGAAGGAAGUUGAGACGGAGUUGAAGAUCAAAGAUGACCAAGAAAGAAGGCAGAGGCAACAGGAUGGCUCUUCAACAGAAGGUAGAACACUAUUGGGAGAAUACAAGGCGAUGAAUAAUGAACCAUACAGCGAGGCAGCAGCUGCUGAUGCAAUCGAAUCUGUUCCUCCAACAUCAGAUGUUAAAGAAGAAGCAAAUGAGUCUAGUGAUUUGAAAAAUGAUCAGGAAGAUGAAAAAAACCAUAAUGAAACAGUAGUUUCACCACCGGCGGCAAAACUGGAAGACAAGAAACAACAAAAUCAGCUUGCCAAAGGCGCCGCAGCUGUAUCGGAACCUCAAGACGCAAUGAUGGAAUCACCUUCGAUUAGUUCUCUCCCAUUGCCAACGAAAACAUCUCUCGAUAUCAAACUUGAAAUUCAAAAGGUCAAAGAGUCCAGAGAUGCCAUAAAGCUAGAUGAUCUACAACUAGCACUACCAAGUGUCUGCAUGUAUACAUUCCACAACACUGAUAGAGAUAUGACCAGUCUUGAAUUCAGCGAUGAUUGUAGGUUGGCGGCAGCUGGUUUCCAGGACAGUCAAAUUAAAAUUUUCUCACUGGAUGGUUCCUCAUUGAACAGCAAACUCACUGAAAGUAACAAAAAAACUAACAAACUGCUGAAUAAUGACGAGUCAACAUCCACUUUGAUCGGCCAUAGUGGUACUGUAUACUCCACAAGUUUCAGUCCCGACAACAGGUACUUGGUGUCAGGAUCUGAGGACAAGACUGUCAGAUUGUGGUCCAUGGACACUCAUACAUCCCUGGUUAGCUAUAAAGGACAUAAUCACCCUGUUUGGGAUGUGGAAUUCUCGCCCUUAGGUCACUAUUUCGCUACUGCAUCUCACGAUCACACUGCAAGACUGUGGUCGUGCGACCACAUUUAUCCAUUGAGAAUAUUUGCUGGGCAUUUAAACGAUGUCGAUUGUGUCUCUUUCCAUCCCAACGGUUGCUAUCUGUUCACCGGUUCAAGCGAUAAAACCUGUAGGAUGUGGGAUAUUACGACGGGUGAUUCAGUGAGGUUAUUUCUUGGGUUGACUGCCCCAGUCAUGUCCACCAGUGUCUCUCCCGAUGGAAGGUGGCUAUCAACCGGUAGUGAAGAUGGUGUUAUAAAUGUUUGGGAUAUUGGGACUGGUAAAAGACUGAAACAGAUGCGUGGACACGGUAAGAAUGCUAUUUAUUCCCUAUCCUAUAAUAAAGAAGGCAAUGUACUGAUAAGUGGUGGAGCUGAUCAUUCUGUUAGAGUGUGGGACUUGAAAAAGGCAACCACAGAGUCUGGUGCCGAACCAGAAGAGCCGUUUGUUGGAUAUCUAGGUGACGUUACGACUUCAAUCAAUCAAGACAUCAAGGAGUACGGGCGUAGAAGAACGGUGAUACCAACAAAUGACUUAGUAGCUUCAUUUUACACUAAAAAAACGCCUGUUUUCAAAGUGAAAUUUACUAGAAGUAAUCUGGCUCUUGCCGGUGGUGCUUAUAGAGAUUAA